Messenger RNA from Ectocarpus siliculosus, 1200 nucleotides. The record is from the annotation of a GenBank genome assembly. Lineage: Eukaryota; Phaeophyceae; Ectocarpales; Ectocarpaceae.
AUGGCGCCCCUCUCAGCAACCACGAUCCCACUUCUGGCCCUCUCCCUUGGCUCCACCACCGCCUUCGUUGCUCCAAUCGGCCGCGGAGCCUCGUGGUCCCUUGCCAACCCUCAGCGCGCCGUCAGGUCGUCCACGUCCGCCGCAGCCACGCGCCACAACACUCUCCGCCGGUCGUCGGCAAUGCCGGCCACGUCUUCUCUCCGCAUGGUGAGCAAGGUCGCGGAGCAGAAGGCGGCCAAGCUCCGAGAGACCGCGGCCGCCUUCCGCGCGGAAGCUGCCGAGCUGGAGGAGAAGCAGGCGCGAGAGCGACGCGAGAACGCCCUGCGAUCGUUCAACACCUUCGAUUCCAACAAGGACGGAUCGGUGGACAUCGCCGAGCUCAAGGCAGGACUCGAAAGCCCGCUGCGUCGGAGCUUCACGAAGACGCUGCAGGCUCGCAUGGGGCGCAAGCCGUCGAAAGAAGAAGUGGACGAACGCAUCGCCGGCCUCCCGGGAGGUACCCUCUUCCCCGACGAACUCGCACUCAAGCUCAUCCAGACCUACGACCAGAACGGGGACGGCCUGCUGCAGCAGUCAGAGUUCGCCCCCACGGAGGAGCUCAGGACGAGGCUCGAGAACCUCUUGAGCCAGCAGCGGGAGGACGAGCGCCUGGCGCGCCUGGAGGAGCGCCAGCGCCAGAUGGACGACAAGAUGAGGCCGGACACAGGGGCGGUGGUGGUAUCUCCCGGCGAUGUCAACGACGGCCCGGCCACUACCGCCGACAAGGCGCUGUCCGCGCUGCCGUACCUGCUUCCGCUAGUUGAUGGCAUCUUGUUCGCCGCCCACCUGUUCGGCGCGUUCCCGGAGCAGACGGCGUGGGCGCAGCCGCUGGCCGCCGUGCUGCUGGCGCUGCGGUCGUUGCCGUUCGCGACUCUGAUCGGGUUCUUCAGCCUGUCCAUCGGCUCCAGCAACCCGCGGGUCAACAAGCUCGUGAGGUUCAACAUGCAGCAGGCCAUCAACCUGGACAUCGCUCUGAUCUUGCCGGGGGUAGUGGGUGCGAUCACGGGGGGGAUGUUGGGGGCCGAUGCUGUCAAGCUGGCGCCUUUGUCGAACGCGGGGUCGGACGUGGUGUUUGUGGCGUUGUUGGCGGCCGUGGCGUACUCCGUGGGCACGUCGGCGACGGGUCGUUCCCGAACAAGCUUCCGUUGUUGGGGCGUUUGA